GAACUUUUGCAUGAGGGGCUUGCCCUAGCCUGGGGAGCGGUCCAUGAACCCCAUCGCUUGGCCUCAAGGCAGUGACUCUGAGGCCACCACGCAUGAGCCCGGGCCACCCGCCUGCAGAAAUCACUCCAAGAGCUCUUUAGGGACCGGCUUGUGGUGGCGAGGAGCAAGGAGAUGAAUGUAGCAGCCAAGUACCGCCAGGCGUCCCUGUACGUGGGGGACCUCCAUGUGGACGUCACCGAGGACCUGCUGUUCAAGAAGUUCAGCGCUGUGGGGCCCGUGCUGUCCAUCCGCAUCUGCAGGGACCUGCUCACCCGCCGUUCUCUGGGCUAUGCCUACGUGAACUUUCUGCAGCUGGCAGAUGCCCAGAAGGCCCUGGACACCAUGAACUUUGACCUGAUAAAGGGCAAAUCCAUCCGUCUCAUGUGGUCUCAACGGGACGCCUACUUGAGGAAAUCUGGAAUUGGGAAUGUGUUCAUCAAGAAUCUGGACAAAUCCAUUGAUAACAAAACCCUUUAUGAACACUUCUCAGCUUUUGGGAAGAUCCUGUCCUCCAAGGUGAUGAGUGAUGAUCACGGCUCCAGGGGCUAUGCGUUCGUGCACUUUCAAAACCAGGUUGCUGCCGACAGGGCCAUCGAGGAGAUGAAUGGGGCGCUGCUUAAGGACUGCAGGCUGUUUGUUGGCAGAUUCAAAAGCCGCAAAGAUCGGGAAGCUGAGCUCCAAAACAAAGCCAGUGAAUUCACCAAUGUUUACGUCAAAAACUUCGGAGAUGAGAUGGAUGAUGAGAGACUGAGGGAAGUUUUCAGCAAAUAUGGCAAGACCCUGAGUGUUAAGGUGAUGACAGAGACAAGUGGGAAAUCCAAAGGCUUUGGCUUUGUGAGUUUUGAUAGCCAUGAGGCUGCCAAAAGGGCUGUUGAAGAAAUGAAUGGAAAGGACAUAAACGGACAGCUGCUUUUUGUAGGCCGGGCACAAAAGAAAGCAGAGCGACAGGCUGAGUUAAAGCAAAUGUUUGAGCAGCUGAAACAGGAAAGAUUUCGGCGGUGCCAGGGGGCGAAGCUCUAUAUUAAGAACCUGGAUGAGACCAUUGAUGAUGAAAAACUACGGAGGGAAUUUUCUUCAUUUGGAUCAAUUAGCAGAGUUAAGGUAAUGCAGGAAGAAGGGCGAAGCAAAGGGUUUGGCUUGAUCUGUUUCUCCUCUCCUGAGGAGGCCGCUAAAGCAAUGACUGAGAUGAAUGGCCGCAUCUUGGGCUCCAAGCCACUCAACAUCGCCCUGGCCCAGAGGCCCUAGGAGAGGAAAACUCACUACACCAGCCAGUGUUUGCAGCAGAUUGGGGAAUGUUAGUAAUCUCUGCCUGAAUUGUCCUCAGUAAAUAUCAAAUCCCAGCCAAUGGCUGCUUAGUUUAGUAAACAUUGUGAUCGAAGGUUUUGUAUACAAAGCUAUUUAUUUUUCUUUGGAGGAAAAAUAAGUGAAUCAUAAAACCUCAGUUCUUUUUAUAGAGGCACACCAUCUAAUUAUAAUUUGGUAUAUUUUUCUGAUUUUGAUAUAGUGCUCAUAGCAAUAAGUAUAAUUGGAUAUAUUUUUACUGUAUGUUGAACCAACUGGUGUGGUAAUUAUUUGCAUUUAUUGCAUAUUCUUUCUUAUUUCAAUAAUAUUGCUAGCUUUAAAUUCUUCCAGAGUAGUUCUUAUACCUGAGGAUUGCGAAGUAAUUUAUUUUUACAAACAGAAAUUUUCUAAUUUAUCAUCUAAUUUUUUGUUAAAGAAACCAAAGUUUCAAUAUUGCAAACGCUAUCUAAUUUCAUUUUGAAUUAAAGUUUAAAAUUCUAGGAAAUGGUUGAAUUUCCUUUCAUUUUAUAUCCUGAAAUGAUUGUUUUUCUGAUGGCUGAUAUUAAUGAUGGAAUUUUUUAAUGUUGCCUACAAACCUGCUUUGUAGGAUUUUUCCUGUUCUUUCCAUUGGUUGACAUAAUUCAGGUGAUUGCUGGUUAUCAAAAUUGUGACUUGAAUAGUAAAACUUUCACAUUCCUGUAUCAUUUCAGGUCAAAAAGUUGGCCUGGUCUUAAUUCUCUUGAUACAUAUGCAGCAUAAAAUUAUGCCUUAAGUUUUGAACCAGGUACCAACAUUGUAAAAGUUGAACAUAGAAAUUCUCUUUAACAACUCUUGUUUUCUAAUCUCUGUUAUAUGUUGUUCCAUGUAGUGAUAUUGUCUCAGGGUUCAGAACAGUAAAUGUUUUAUUUUUAUGAACUCCAUGUGUCCUUUUAUUAGACCUUAAGAGCUAUGUAACCCAUUAAGGCUCACUUUUAGCCUUGAUUGAUCAGAAGCUCAUGAAUUGAUUUUCUGAUAAAUUGAAGUUACAUCACUUAGCCUGCUUUCCAGAAUAAUUUUUAUUUCAGUUCCAUUCCCAGAUCUUUUCUUCUUUCCUGCCUUUCCUCUAUAUUACUCAACUCCUCUAUACUUUUUAAAAAGGGUUUUAUUAUACUGACUUUUACUGUGUGCUAUUUGAAAUCAACUUUGGAAAUAAAUGCAAGAGUUAUUUAUUUACAUUUAAGUAAUUACUUUUAAAAUUCUUAUUCUCUCAUACCAAAGGCGUCUGGAAAAUAGUUUUGUUGUUGUUUUAUUUUAUUUUUUUUACUCUCUUCAUUGU
Molecule: messenger RNA, 2635 nt
Organism: Hippopotamus amphibius kiboko
Lineage: Eukaryota; Metazoa; Chordata; Mammalia; Artiodactyla; Hippopotamidae
Gene: PABPC4L
Product: poly(A) binding protein cytoplasmic 4 like
Exons: 1
Coding region: 172-1284 (370 amino acids)
Cellular component (GO): ribonucleoprotein complex
Molecular function (GO): RNA binding
Source: RefSeq, a predicted model, not a curated record